Molecule: messenger RNA, 3556 nt
Organism: Daucus carota subsp. sativus
Lineage: Eukaryota; Viridiplantae; Streptophyta; Magnoliopsida; Apiales; Apiaceae
Exons: 16
Coding region: 379-3432 (1017 amino acids)
Biological process (GO): proteolysis
Molecular function (GO): cysteine-type peptidase activity
Source: RefSeq, a predicted model, not a curated record
GAUAUAUAUAUAUAUAGAGGGCUACUCUAAUGAGAACUUUAAGUGGUGAGAACUAGAUACCAGGCUUAAAACAAAAAUAGAUACUGGGCUUAAAAUUAGAACAAGGCCCAAUAACAUAAACAUCCUGGACAUCUGGGCAUCGGCGGUUUUUAAAAAUUAAAAUCGCGUAACCAUACACCAUUACCCACUCAAACUCUCACUAGCAAAUCACCCCCAAAUCACAAAAAUCUCUCAACUACGCUGCUCAAUCGCCGUGUUUUGCUGUUGAACGCUCCUCAACGCUGCUCAAUUUGUUCUUAUUUCGUGCUUGGACGAAACUCGAGCACUAAAAAACCGGUUUCACUGAGUGAAGGGGAAGCAAGGUCUUUCGUGUGUAAUAUGCAUAUGGAAGGAUCCAGUAGAAGGCAAAGCAAAAGAUUAAAGAAAAAAAGCUUUCCAACAACAUCAUCUUCUGCUCCAUGCAAUAUCGAAACAAUGAGGAAUCCAUCAUUCAGUGAUGAUGACGACUUCGAAACACCAGUACCAAAAACAAAAUCAAAGCCCUAUACUACAAACCUCCGAACAGAGGACGGAGUGCGCAAAGAAAUAAGAUCAAAAUUUUCCGCAGACAAUCCAAAAUUAACUCCGAAAGCACUAUCUUUGAGGAAUGAAAAAGGAAAUAGACUUAAGAAAAGGGCAACGAAACUUAAAAGAACAAUCAUUCACAAGCGCGGUGUUCAGGGAAGUGAUGUGGAAGAGGAACGAGGACAGUUGCCAAAACAAGCAGAACAAAAGAAACAACUAAAGAAAAGAAAGGCAAAAGAGCCCAGUCAAAACGAGUUAGACAAUCAACGCAAGAAAAUCAAAGAAAAGAGACAACGACAAGAAAAGACAAAGGAAGCUGUUCAAAACAAUAAAGAGAGGCAACAUAAGAAACGGAAAUAUAAAGAGAACACUCCAGAAAAGGAAUCAGAUAAUUCUGAUGAUGAUGAGGAGGAGGAGGAAAAAGAGAAUGGAAGGAAAAAACAAAACAUAACAGAAGCAUUUAAACUAAGAAACUCUCCUGCAAAUCUUACAACCAUGAUUUCAGGACUUUCUGAAGAGCAAAAGGAGUGGAUCCGAAAAACUGGUUUUGGCCCCUUAUUAGACUUCACAUUAGAUAAAAUACCUAACAGACUAGCAUAUGAUGUGCUCAAAUCAUUUGAUCAGGUUACUCAGUCCUUAAAACUUCCAAAUGGAACACUCCAACUAACGGAAAAGGAUGUAUAUGAAACUUUGGGACUACCUGUUGGAACAAGAAGUUUUAGUUAUGCAACUACAGCAGCAAAGAAAAAUUUGUGGACGUCCCAAUUUCCAGAAUCAAAUCCAUACAAUGUGCGACCUCAACAAGUUAUUGAUAUAAUGAAAGGAAUGACGGCGGCAGAUGAGAUGUUCAAGCUAAAUUUCAUGGUUAUGUUGUCCAACAUGUUGCUUGAACGAAACAUAUCUUCUUACUUACUCAGGGAUAUACUGCACUAUGAAAUUGAUCUUGAAGAAUGCUUUCAAUAUAAUUGGGGAGAGAUGUUGAUCAACAGCCUUGUAAAGACCAUCAAUAAUUGGGAAGUGAACCGUUCAUUGUUCUUUACAGGACCAAUAAUUUUUCUCACUAUAUUCUAUGUCGAUCGUGUUACCAUCAAAGGUGCUGAAAAUGUAGAAAGACAGUUCCCAGCAUUCAAAGGAUGGACGAGACAAGCACUUAAGCAAAGGCAGGCAGCAGAAUUGAAGGCAAAAGUUUUUGGAAGAGGGGACAUAAUCAAACCUAGAUGGGUACAAAAUGAUAAAGAACAAGGGAAAAAUGUUGAAUCAACUGCAGAAAAAGAGGCCACUGUAUCAUCUCCAACAACAAGAGAACAAGAACAAGAAACACAACAUGAUUGGUUUGAUAGAUUAAGUAUUAAAGCGUCAAUGUUGGGGGACGCUAUUGAAGCAUACAAGAAAGAAUAUGAAUCGGCUAUAGCACUCAUGACUCCUGAUGAUCCUGAUAUAAUAGAAAUUCAGUUAGUAUUGAAUCAGUUGAUAAAGACAUUACCAAGCACAACACACGCGUCAAACAGUGAAGGUGCACCUGAAGAUGGAGGGAUGCAACCUCAAAACACCAGCAACAAAGGUGGAAAUGUGGAUGAUGUUGAUAACUUUGGUGAAAAAUUUGACUCUGAUGAUGUAAUAGAUCAGAACGUCAUAGACCAGGCAGAAAUUCUUGAGUAUCUAUAUUCUUCACAAGGAAGAAGGGACGCAGAAGCAUUGGAUGAUGAAUUUUUUAUUCCUAAAUUCUCGUUAGGUAUCCAUGACCAAGGUGAUCCAGUGUUGGAAGUAUGUAAAGAUAUAAACAAGGACCAUGGAGAUCAACCAAAUACUAAUGGGGACAGUCAUCCAAGUAUGUUUCAGACCCCAUUACCACAAGAUAAAAUGCCAAAGAGAAAAACCAAACUUGCAGCAAUUUAUCUAUCACCAUAUGUACAAAGAAAUGUCGACCUUAAUGCAAAAUACUCAACUGAAGAGUACUCGACAUGGAGAUGGAUAAUUCAACAAGGCAAAGACCCACUGGAGCAUGUUUUCAAAUGUGGUGUACAGUUUUGCAUUCGCGAGCACAUGAUGACUUUUAAAGCAAAGGAAAAGCUAUAUUACUCCUUGGUAGAUGUUUGGGCAACAUUGUUGAAUGACAGAGAAAAAUACAAAGCACCUGAAUCACCAUUGCGUAUAUUUUUUGACACUGCAUUCUCGAAUGUGCCGUUAAACAAUGAAAAAGAUGACAAGCAUCAGUAUAACUCUUUCAAAGGUUUGAUGCAACACUUCUUUGAAGUAAACCCUGACAAGAAAAUUGAAGAGUGCGACCUGAUCUUUUUCCCAGUUUUGGCUGAUGAACAUUAUUAUCUGCUAUGCUUCAAUGUCAAGAACAAGGCUUUCGAAGUUUUUGACAAUAUAAGAUUAGGGAAAUCUGCUGCCAAAAUAUAUGGAAAAGAUGUUCAGCUACUGAAGAAACAUUUUGUAACAUACUUGGAAGAAAAGCAACUAGUGCUUCUAGCUGAUAAAAUAAAACAGCUGAAGCCUACUUACCCAGCACUAAAGUGGCAAACUUUAAGGAAUUAUGAAGACUGUGGGAUAUUUCUUAUGAGACAUAUGGAGACUUAUAUGGGUGAACAGAAUACCUGGAAUACUGGAUUUAAAGCAGAGAAGAUGGGACAGAGAGCACAACUUGAAAGAUUAAGGGUGAAAUACUCAAAUGCAAUCCUUACAUCUCACUUGAAUGAAUACAGAGAGAUUGUAACAAAGCAGGCAAAAAGCUUCUACAAAAAGAUUGCAAACAAGACACUCAUGUCCAUUGUACUUGCAUCAAGUUCAAAGAAACCCAAGAACACAGAGAUUCAUGGGAAUGUGCUAUUUCCAGACAUUGAAACAGGACAAGAAGAAGCAUAAUGAAGUACAGGAAGCUAGAAAGUUUAAUGUAUAGAUUUCUAUUUGUCGUAAAAACAUACAUCACUUCUGUUAAAUACUUGAAUUUCAGUGGUUUUUAAGGAACUUCUUAAUUACUUGUUGUGCA